Sinocyclocheilus grahami is the source of this 2344-nucleotide messenger RNA. RefSeq names its product protein FAM189A1-like. The transcript is spliced from 12 exons. The record is from RefSeq and is a predicted model, not a curated record. NCBI's taxonomy places the organism in Eukaryota, Metazoa, Chordata, Actinopteri, Cypriniformes, Cyprinidae. Gene Ontology annotation, cellular component: membrane. Bases 1 to 2268 code for a protein of 755 amino acids.
AUGCCCGUCAGCGCAAUGCCGAGGGGUCGGUCUCUGAGCCCGGUGUCUCUGUCCCGCAGCCUCUCGCGGCUGAGGGAGUUUCGAACCCGGACUCGCAUCAUGCUUUCUCUGGGAGUUUCACAGAUGGUGCUCGGGAGUCUGAUUUUGGCUGUCAGUUUCGCCGCUUUGGCCCUCACUACAUCUCCGAGGGUGAGACAUUCGUGUCCCUUUUGGGCUGGAUUCUCGGUGCUUUUGUCUGGACUGAUCGGAGUGGUGUCUUGGAAAAGGCCCCUUUCUUUGGUGAUAACUUUCUUCAUGCUGUUGUCUGCUGUGUGUGUGAUGCUGAACCUCGCAGGAGCCAUCCUUUCCUGUCAGAAUGCCCAGUUGGUCAACUCUCUGGAGGACUGUCAACUGAUCAAAUUUGACAGUGAUGGUGUGUGUGUCUGCUGUGAGCUCGAGCGCCUGAGAUCCACCUGUAAUAAUCUGGGAGAUACGCUUAAACUCAACCCCCUGAGGGACUGCAACACCAUACGUCUCCGCCUGAAGGAGCUGCUUUUCAGCGUGUGUGCACUGAAUGUUAUCUCCACCAUUGUGUGUGCUCUGGCCACAGCCGUAUGCUGUAUGCAAAUGGUUUCUACUGAUUUACUACAGAUGUUCAUGCCACACGGAGCACGUGCCUUGAGCACGGACUGUAUGACCCCUCAUGGUACCAUCUUACACCAGACGCUGGAUUUCGACGAGUUCAUCCCACCCAUCCCCCCUCCUCCCUACUACCCCCCAGAGUACACCUGCACACCUGUGAUGGAGGGCCAGAGAGGGUUGCAUCUGGACUUUCCACACUCUCCCUUCAGUGCUAUUUAUGGGGUGCCUAUAAACAGCCCUGGGGCUUUAUAUCCAUCUGAGCUGCCACCACCCUAUGAAUCUGUCGUGGGACAGACACCUGUCAGCCAGAUUACCACCAGUCUUGAGCAACAGGUCACAGAGUCCAGUCUGUGUGAAAGGAACACCACAGCUGGCCUUAGCACUCAGGCCUCUGUUGAUAGUGCUUCCCUUAUGGUGUCUGAGACUGCAGACAUCCCUGAUCACAGCUGUUCCUCUGAAGACCUGUGUUCUCUAGAAGUACAAGGCUCUGAUUCCUCUCCAUAUGGCACUUUACACAUCGUGCCUACUGAUGGUAGCUGCACAAGUCUGGAUCACUCUCUGAGGCGGCAGACCCCUGCUCGACUGGACCACAGCGAGUCCUCUGUCAUGCAGGAUUCCAAGCCCCACUCUCCCCAGCUGUCACCCGAUGCUGUUAACGUGCCUGAGAAGGAGGAGAUUACAGGCCUUAAACCCACGUCUCGAAUGCAGCACAGAGAACAAACCAAUAAGAAGCUUACCCUUCUUUUCCCUCCAAGCACACCAUCCCAAUGUGCUUCCAACUCAGCAGUGACCUCCACUGCCGCCACAGCUUCUGCUCUGACCCCCUCCGCUUGCACCUCUCCGUCACCCACCGCUCAACUGCGGGGAACCCGGCUAUGCUUCAGCGUCUGGUCCCCAUCCUCCUCUUCCUCACAGCCCCAUGCUACCUCUGCCCUCAGCAACCCUAGUCAACGUGAGCGGCCCCGCACACUCCGUGCCACUAAAGGGUAUCGGAAGCUGGCGAGGAUUGUGCGUUCCACUAGUGAACCCAUAUCCUGUAAUUCCAUAUCUAGAAGUGAGCGUUGUGCUCCUGCUUCUAACCAUCCACCUGAGGACUCCCCACAGACUCCCUGUGAUCAAGCAUGUAUAGAGCUCUCUGAGAGCACCCGACACCCUUCUGCCAAACAAAGCAGCCAAGGGGGCAAGAAGCAGAAGGACGGUGGAAAGGUGGACAUCCAACUCAAACCUCACAUCCCUCACUCAAUGUCUACAGAACGGCCGCAGUCUCUCGCAGACCUCAAAACUUACAAAGACACCAAAGUGCUGGUGGCCAAGUUCCUGGAACACUCGAGCUGCAGUCUACCUCUGGAGGUCCAGCAGGUGGUCAACAGCAUUAAAUGUGUUAUUAAAUCUGAUGAGAAACACAUGGAGGAGGCCAUUUUCAGUGCCAGUAUCAUUGAUCAGUUGAUGACACAGUCACAGAAGACCAUGGGCAGCCAGAGGAAGCAUGCUCACGAAGACCUGCAUUUACAGAGCUGUGGGGCUUUGAGUUCCCCAUCUUCAUCCUUGCGCCGUCCACCCAGAGGAUCCAGUCAGACAGAUGCCCCUGCUCCCCUGGAUCAUCAGCCUCAAAGCCUCAUCAGUGUAUGCAGAGAAACUACACUUUGACCCUCCAGACUACAAACACCCUUUUCCUCAUAAUCCUCUGAAUAUGUGCCAAGGCCAAGUCCUCAUCAGCAGAAAA